Messenger RNA from Tetrahymena thermophila SB210, 1392 nucleotides. Its product is annotated as kinase domain protein. The record is from RefSeq and is a predicted model, not a curated record. Gene Ontology annotation, molecular function: protein binding. The transcript has 16 exons. Lineage: Eukaryota; Ciliophora; Oligohymenophorea; Hymenostomatida; Tetrahymenidae. Gene Ontology annotation, biological process: positive regulation of transcription by RNA polymerase II; inflammatory response; positive regulation of MHC class I biosynthetic process.
AUGUAAAGUUGUGAGAAUAUAAUUGGUGAUGAAGGUGCAUCAGGCUUAGGUUCAGGUUUAGCAAAGUGCAUUAAUCUCUCGAAUUUAACACUUAACCUUGGUUCAAAUUAAAUUGGUGCAGUGGGUGCAUCAGGCUUAAGUUCUGGUUUAGCAAAGUGCAUUAAUCUCUCGAAUUUGAGACUAUAACUUAGGUUUAAUAAAGUUGGUGAUGAAGGUGCAUCAGGCUUAGGUUCUGGUUUAGCAAAGUGCAUUAAUCUCUCAAAUUUGACACUAUUACUUAGUAGAAAUUAAAUUGGUGAUGAAGGUGCAUCAGGCUUAGGUUCUAGUUUAGCAAAGUGCAUUAAUCUCUCGAAUUUGACACUUAACCUUGAUGAGAAUAUAAUUGGUGCAGUGGGUGCAUCAGGCUUAGGUUCUGGUUUAGCAAAGUGCAUUAAUCUCUCGAAUUUAAGACUAUAACUUUAUAGAAAUUAAAUUGGUGAUGAAGGUGCAUCAAGCUUAGGUUCUAGUUUAGCAAAGUGCAUUAAUCUCUCGAAUUUGACACUUAAACUUGAUUUAAAUUAAAUUGGUGCAGUGGGUGCAUCAGGCUUAGGUUCUGGUUUAGCAAAGUGCAUUAAUCUCUCGAAUUUGACACUUAACCUUGAGUUUAAUGAAGUUGGUGAUGAAGGUGCAUCAGGCUUAGGUUCUAGUUUAGCAAAGUGCAUUAAUCUCUCGAAUUUGACACUAUAACUUUAUUCAAAUUAAAUUGGUGCAGUGGGUGCAUCAGGCUUAGGUUCUGGUUUAGCAAAGUGCAUUAAUCUCUCGAAUUUAACACUUAACCUUGGGUUAAAUAAAGUUGGUGAUGAAGGUGCAUCAGGCUUAGGUUCUGGUUUAGCAAAGUGCAUUAAUCUCUCGAAUUUAACACUAGAACUUUAUGAGAAUAUAAUUGGUGCAGUGGGUGCAUUAAGCUUAGGUUCUGGUUUAGCAAAGUGCAUUAAUCUCUCAAAUUUGACACUAGAUCUUGAUGAGAGUUUAAUUGGUGCAGUGGGUGCAUCAGGCUUAGGCUCUGGUUUAGCAAGGUGCAUUAAUCUCACAAAUUUGACACUAUUACUUAAUUCAAAUUAAAUUGGUGAUGAAGGUGCAUCAGGCUUAGGUUCUGGUUUAGCAAAGUGCAUUAAUCUCUCAAAUUUGACACUACAACUUAGUUCAAAUUAAAUUGGUGAUGAAGGUGCAUCAGGCUUAGGUUCUGGUUUAGCAAAGUGCAUUAAUCUCUCGAAUUUGACACUUUACCUAGGUUCAAAUUAUUUUGGUGCAGUGGGUGUAUCAGGCUUAGGUUCUGGUUUAGCAAAGUGCAUUAAUCUCUCGAAUUUGACACUUUGCCUUCUGUAAAAACAGUUUAUUUGUUUUGGAUUGUGA